Molecule: messenger RNA, 561 nt
Organism: Mucor mucedo
Lineage: Eukaryota; Fungi; Mucoromycota; Mucoromycetes; Mucorales; Mucoraceae
Exons: 6
Coding region: 1-561 (186 amino acids)
Source: RefSeq, a predicted model, not a curated record
AUGUUUUUUACAUGUAUGGUGAUCGGGCAAUAUUCCAAAAUCCGUGAACGUCAGGAAGACAGGCUGUUUGUCGGUGUAGCUCUUUUAAAGGAGUCCGGUUCUUUAAAAGUUUUCUGUCAUGGUUAUAAUUGUAGCAUUUAUGGUACUUCCUUCGACCCAUUACUCUUAUCGCAGUCUAGUUACAUCUUCUUGCAAGGUGGUCUAAGCGGUAAGGUGCUGGGAAAAAGCCUCAUUGUCUUUAGAGAUAGUGGAGUCCCCUAUAGUGUGUAUUGGUUCGCCACCCUUGUCACUAUUUCCUGUGGGUACGGGGUAUCUAGUCCUAAACCAACUGUUGGUCCAAUAUGCGAAUCAUCGUGCUGUGAACGCGUUGGCAAAAACGUCACCCCAACAUGGCGUCGGUGGCAGUUGGGUCUUUUAUACUUCCUUUGUUGUGCAUUGUGGGUAGGCAGCACUUGGAAGAUAUUAGAGUCGCCUGUAAUUCUAGGAGGAAACGGGUAUUUCGAGAGUACCACAAGAAUUUAUAAGAUGGGUAUUCUGUAUAACUCGAGUACGUUUAUUUAA